This is a messenger RNA of Malassezia pachydermatis, 2169 nucleotides long. RefSeq lists its product as hypothetical. Lineage: Eukaryota; Fungi; Basidiomycota; Malasseziomycetes; Malasseziales; Malasseziaceae. Gene Ontology annotation, cellular component: endoplasmic reticulum membrane. Bases 1 to 2169 code for a protein of 722 amino acids. Gene Ontology annotation, biological process: maintenance of protein localization in endoplasmic reticulum. The record is from RefSeq and is a predicted model, not a curated record. The transcript has a single exon.
AUGCCGUGGACAGAGACGCGGCACCGAAAUGGUCAUACGCUUGGUAGGCCUGGCGAUGAGGACAAAAGCAAGCCUAAUUUGCGAUGGCGUAUGACAGAGGAGGAUGUGUGGGAGGACGAAGAUACGGAUGCGUCUUCCGAUAUGGCCUCGGCGGAGGGGCACAUUAGCACGGCCUUACCAAGUCCUGUCACCUCCGAGUUUCUCAAGCGCUCGCCCAAGACUGAUACAGCGGGCAUGGCAUCGUCGACAGAGCAUGUGAUUAAGCCACUGGCACGACGACCGUCCAGCAGUGCAACUGCCGUAUCCCUCGCGGACGAUGGGAGCGCAAACGAGGACGAGCGAAGUGACGCCUACACGUCCCAAGACCGCACACGUCGGCGUUCUUCACACGUUCCUACUACUAAAAUGGAACGAUCGACUGAUACUGAGAAGAAGACAGCGUCCACCGAGGCAUCACAACCGGUAUGGACCAAGCUCCAUCAUGCAUACUAUGCCCUCACAGUGGUAUUUGGCAUGUCGGCCCCGCCAGAUUUCGCUCAUGCUGAUUUGUCGUCGCAAUCGCGGCCAGCGCGACCAGUACGACGUAUGGCCAUGAUGUCGUUAUGGGAUCAAUUGCUUGAUGAAGUGCUGACGAACAGCUGCGAAAGCGCCCAGGAAAUGAAAUGGGAACGUGUGUCCAACUUUAUGGCUGUGCCUGUAUGGGUCGAAAAACUGAUCUGGCUCGGUCAAUUCAUCUGUCUGAACUCAUUUCUACAUACCAUUACUAUCUUGCCGUUACGUUUCCUUGUGGCAUGGACGCGGUGGGCCUACAAUACCUAUGUCUGGCUGGCCGCCGGCAAGAAACGGUACUUGAAUGUAUCCAACAAAUGUGACAUUUUAAAGGGCUUGCUUGUAAUCCAGACAUGCUACCUACUAGCCCAUGUGGCAGAUGCCAGUAAGAUGUACCACAGUGUGCGAGGACAGGAUGUGGUCAAACUCUCGGUGAUUUUCAGUGUCCUGGAAAUCAGCGAUCGUUUAUGUGCAUCGUUCGGUCAAGAUGCACUGGAUUCCUUGUUCUCUCGUCGCACACUAGCACGACGCAGUGAUGGUUCGCAGCGAUAUUUGCGUAUGUUUGGCUACUACUUGCUAUGCCUCGCCUACAUUGUCUUCCAUACAUUUGUGCUGCUUUAUCAACUUGUCACACUCAAUGUGGCCAUCAACAGCUAUGACAAUGCGCUAUUGACCCUACUUCUGUCAAACCAGUUUGUCGAGAUCAAGACCACGGUAUUUAAGCGGUUUGAAAAGGAAAAUCUGUUCCAAUUGACCUGUGCGGAUGUCGUGGAGCGGUUCCAACUGUCCAUCAUCUUGGCGGCCAUUGGCCUACGAAACUUGAUCGAAGUCUCUGGUGCCAAUGCCAUCGGAGGCGCUAGUGCCAUGGGACCCUUGCCAACGAGUUUCGACGUAUACCCCUAUGUGAACGUGUUUUUCCGGACCCUCAAUCCUGUCUUUACAGUUCUCAUCAGCGAGAUGCUCGUGGACUGGCUCAAGCAUGCCUUUAUCACCAAGUCGAACCACAUCCGGCCUGCUAUUUAUGGGCGAUACAUGGAUGUGUUAUGCAGAGAUGUUCUGCCGCCCAAAACGUCCGUCGCUAUGGAUGGAUAUACCCAGCGCCAAGCUUCAUUUGUGGAUCAAAGUCCUUUGGCUACGCGCAGAUUGGGACUGGCGGUCCUGCCGCUUGUGUGUGUAUCCAUUCGAAUUGCCUUCCAAAUUAUCGAUAUGCUCUGGAUGACAAAGGAAGAUAUGGAUCUCGACACAGUCGAUCGGUGGUGGGACUUUGUCACACUCGGUGUGAUGAUGGGCCUUGUCAUGCUGAUUGGCUGGGUCGCUCUUGUGGUCCUGAAGAUUUUGCUGGGUGUGCAUCUUGUUAAUUAUGCAACCAAGCGCUAUGCUCAGCGGCAUGAACGUGAGUUGGAAGACCAGCGAAAUGCGAAGGGUCGUCCGCCCAUUGGCGAGACACCCGCAGAGACAGCGCAGCAGGCUCAGAUGAUGGACAUGGUCGACAAACGCGACGACAAUGCAUCGACAGUGGGACUCUAUGGACAGCAGUCGUUCCCAGGCCGGCCUGGUAAAAAGGAACUCUCAUUACUGGAUGUACAGCGGUAUUCCCUGGUAGGGUCACGACUAUGGUAG